AUGAAAGCCCAGCAACUCGACGCUUACAACACCCCAUACGUAUUUCGAGACAACGUGCCCGUGCCGACACCCACACAUCCUUACGAUUUGCUCGUCCGAGUCGAUGCCGCUUCCUACUGUCAUACCGAUUAUGUACUAGCGAGUGGUCAUAUGGCGAGCGUUGAGCAGCCUGUGUUCCCCCACACCGGCUGCCACGAGUUCACCGGUACGAUAGUAGCCUUGCCUCCACGCCCAGCACAGUCGGACUUUACAAUUGGUGAUCGUGUCGGUGUCUCUUGUCGUCCUUAUCAUGCCUGCGGAGAAUGCGCCGAAUGUCUGGAGGAGAAUACACCCGAUAGUGAUCCAAGAGGAUACUCUGUUCUAUGUCCAACGAUAAAAAGUCAUGGUAUCGGCAUACCAGGCGGGUUCCAGGAAUACGUACUGGUUGACUCGCGACAGUUGACCAUCAUUCCUCGGGGGUUAAGUCAGGUGGAGGCGGCUCCAUUGAUGUGUGCUGGGAUUACAAUCUAUGCGGCUAUAAAAAAGACGGGUCUCAAACCUGGCCAACGGAUUGGUAUCAUAGGCUGUGGCGGUGGACUUGGCCAUUUGGGUUUACAAUAUGCGACAGCAAUGGGUUUGAGGGUUUAUGGAGUGGAGAACUCCGACAAACCGCUCGCUUUGGCGCGGGGAUUGAAGAAUAUCCCCGGUGCUACCAUUAUUGAUUCGCGUACGACGACUGCUGCAGAAGCAAUUGCCCAUAUCAGUACAGAAGAUAAAAGACCGAUUCCUGGUCAGUUUGGUCUAGAUGCAGUCAUUAUCUUACCAGAGAGUCAAAGGGCUUUCCAAUACGGCGUGGACAUGCUCAAGAACCACGGCAAAUGCGUGGUGGUAUCAUUCCCUCCCGAUGGAUUUCACACAAGUUCCUUGGAUCUCAUCUUCAGAGACAUCACUUACGUUGGCAAUGUCUCUGGUUCGACAAAACAGCUACGAGAAAUGACAGCCUUUUCCGCCAAACACGGAAUCAAGGCUCAAAUAGACGUCUUCCCACUUGAGCAAUUGAACCAAUUGGUUGAAGCAUACCUCUCCGGUCAUGGAGGGAAGUUGGUGAUUGAUUAUCACUACCCCAAAAACCCAGCGUCAUGA
Messenger RNA from Talaromyces marneffei, 1122 nucleotides. RefSeq lists its product as uncharacterized. Gene Ontology annotation, molecular function: oxidoreductase activity. The transcript has a single exon. Lineage: Eukaryota; Fungi; Ascomycota; Eurotiomycetes; Eurotiales; Trichocomaceae. The coding region runs from base 1 to 1122 and encodes 373 amino acids. The record is from RefSeq and is a predicted model, not a curated record.